UGGAUGCAUCUGAUUUUAAUUUUGAUAAGAAACAUCCAGUGCUUUUAGAUGCUUCACAUCAUUUUACGAAAGUUUUAUUUGAACACGAACACAAGCGCAACCUUCAUGCUGGACCACAGUUGUUACUAGCUAUAAUUCGUGAAUUCGUGUGGCCCACUAACGGAAGACAGCUAGCUCGACGUACGUUUCGUAAUUGUUUUAAAUGUAGACGAUUACAAGGACGAACUAUGCAGCCCAUUAUGGGAGACUUACCAUCGCAACGCGUUACGCCAAGUUUCCCAUUCAAAACUGUGGGUUUAGACUUUGCCGGACCAUUCUUUAUUGUUAAUAGGAAGGGCCGCGGUGCCAUUAUUAUUAAAUGUUACCUUUGCCUUUUCAUUUGCUUACGUUACAAAUGUGUACACCUUGAAGCCGUUAGCGACUUAUCAAAAGACGCUUUCCUCAUGACAUUUCGCAGAUUCGUGUCACGCCGAGGCCGGCCAACUGAGGUGUUCUGUGAUAACGGACGCAAUUUUGUAGCAGGUUCUAAAGAAAUUAAUCAUUUUUUCAAAAUAAACUCUAAAUCUUUAUCUGAUUCUGCAAGUGAGGAUGGAAUAAAAUUUGUAUUUUCUCCAACUUACGCUCCUCACUUUGGCGGAAUCUUUGAGGCCGGAAUAAAAUCCGCAAAAUUUCACAUUAAGCGCGUUAUGGGUAAUUCACACUUAACAUUCGAAGAAAUAUCUACUCUUUUCGCACAAGUAGAGGCUAUAUUGAAUAGCCGUCCAUUAUGUCCUAUGUCACCCUCUCCUGAUGACCUCCUUUGCCUGACUCCCGGGAGCUUUCUCAUUGGCCGGGCUCUCACUGCUCUUCCUUCGCCUGUGCUGGAAAACUGCAACUACAAUAAUUUGCAACGCUACGCUCGAUUACAGCAAAUAUAUCAACAUUUUUGGCAGCGCUGGCAGCGUGAAUAUAUUGCUGAGCUUCAACAACGCCACAAGUGGAAGACCAAUUCUUCAAAACCAAAUGUAGGAGAUUUGGUACUGUUGCAAGAAGAUGAUGUUCCUCCUCUCUGCUGGAGACUUGGACGCAUAUCCAGACUAUUUUAUGGUCCAAAUGAUGGAGUACCUCGAGUCGCUGACGUCAAUACUUCUAGAGGCUGCGUGCGCCGCCCGUUGGUUCGUCUGUGUGCUUUGCCUACCGCAGAAGAACUAGAGGGUUGAAACCCGAAGAAUCGACUUUCAACGGGGGGAGGAUGUUAACGCCUACGAAAUUUUACUGAGCAAUGUUAAAUUUUUAUUUAUG
Bombyx mandarina (wild silkworm) is the source of this 1281-nucleotide messenger RNA. RefSeq lists its product as uncharacterized. The record is from RefSeq and is a predicted model, not a curated record. Lineage: Eukaryota; Metazoa; Arthropoda; Insecta; Lepidoptera; Bombycidae.